Chaetomium strumarium is the source of this 1142-nucleotide messenger RNA. Its product is annotated as t-SNARE. Bases 195 to 974 code for a protein of 259 amino acids. Gene Ontology annotation, cellular component: membrane. Gene Ontology annotation, biological process: Golgi vesicle transport. The record is from RefSeq and is a predicted model, not a curated record. The transcript is spliced from 2 exons. Lineage: Eukaryota; Fungi; Ascomycota; Sordariomycetes; Sordariales; Chaetomiaceae.
CAUCCAUCACCGUGACACAGUUGCCGCACUUAUUGCCAGGUACAUCGCAAGUGACUCGGAUAGCUGGUCUGAGCACUCCAGACUACAACCGAGUCAAUCGCACACCUUUGCGACACAGCAUCUGGCCGACAUGUCCUGAAACUGACUGUCUAAUGCCACAACUUAGCUUAUAGCGUGACCCACGACGGUGCGGGAUGAUGUCUUCGACGAACGAGGAGGACCCGUUCCUCCAGGUGCAGCAAGAUGUUUUGAACCAACUGCAAUCGGCCCGCUCCCUCUUCACCUCCUACCUGCGCAUCCGCUCCCUCGCGACCUCAGCUACCUCGCCCGAGCUCGCCUCGGCCCGCGCGGACCUCGAAUCCUCCCUCAACUCCCUCGCCGAAGACCUCGCCGACCUGGUCGAGUCCGUCCGAGUCGUCGAGUCGAACCCGUCCCACUAUGGCCUCUCCGCCGCCGAAGUCACCCGGCGCAAGCGCCUCGUGCAGGAAGUCGGUGGCGAGGUAGACGACAUGCGCGAGGAGCUCUCCAAAGUCGCCUCCUCCACUUCCGCAGGCGGCGCCGCCGGUCGAAAUCAGAAAGGGAAAGGGAGCAGUGGUACCGACCUCCCAGAGCCAUCCUGGUUUGCGAUUCCCGACGGCGAAGGCGGGGACGCCGACAACGACUACGCUGCCGAGUUUGAGCGCGAGCAGCAGGUCGUGAUGAUGCGCGAGCAGGACGAGCAUUUGGACGGAGUCUUCCAGACGGUGGGUAACCUGCGGCGCCAGGCGGACGACAUGGGGCGGGAGCUGGAGGAGCAGGUCGAGAUGCUCGAGGUGGUGGAUCAGCUGGCAGAUCGGGUGGGCGGGAGGCUGCAGACGGGGAUGGAGAAGCUCAAGUACGUGAUGAGGAGGACUGAGGAUCGGUGGAGCAGCUGCUGCAUAGGGGUCCUAAUCGUUGUGUUGAUUAUAUUGCUGAUACUGUUGUUGGUUCUCUGAAACAAGCGUACCGUAGGGUCUGGGCUGGGGCGGUUUGGGUUCUUUGGGAUGUGUUUUGGCAUGGAAGACAUUAUACCUGAGUGUGUAGAGAUGGGGGUUCCUAGAACUAGGCGUUUUGGGUUUGCCUUGGUCAGCUAUUCUGACAUGCUGGGUAUCUAACACAAUGAU